This is a messenger RNA of Ilex paraguariensis (yerba mate), 700 nucleotides long. Lineage: Eukaryota; Viridiplantae; Streptophyta; Magnoliopsida; Aquifoliales; Aquifoliaceae. The record is from the annotation of a GenBank genome assembly.
UCACACAAACCCAUUUGAUCUUCUAAGCAAAACUUCUUCUCCAAAUCCCCCAAAGAAGCCAUUUAUAGCAAUCAACAAGAAAACCCAAAAAUCUUGAAAAAACCAAACACAUGGCUUCUUCAAUGAGAUUGUCAUUGAUUCUCUUCUUUGCUUGUUCUCUCUUCCUCCAAGGAUCUCUAGGUGAGAUUAUAUGCGAGGAUUUGCCAACGGAUGUCUGUGCAUUUUCUAUUGCAUCGUCUGGAAAGAGGUGUUUGUUGGAGAAUUAUGCAACGAAAGACGGCAAGGUGGCGUACCAGUGCCGGACAUCGGAGGUGGUUGUAGGGGGGAUGGCUGAAUACAUUGAGACUGAUGAAUGUGUUAGUGCAUGUGGGGUUGAUAGGAACACUGUUGGAAUAUCAUCUGAUGCCUUGCUUGAGCCACAAUUCACUGCCAAGCUUUGCUCCGCCGCUUGUUACCAGAACUGCCCCAACAUUGUCCACCUUUACUUCAAUUUGGCCGCCGGAGAGGGAGUAUUUUUGCCAGAUCUAUGUGAGAAACAGAGGACCAACCCUCACCGAGCCAUGAUCGAGCUCGUGAGCAGUGGUGCUGCCCCUGGUCCUGUUUCCAGUGAACCUGCAGAUAUCACUGCUGCUGCCCAGCCUGCCACUGCCCCUUCUUCUUUCUAAUCAAGUUUUGUAUCAUCCACAGAAGAAUAAUUUUC